Molecule: messenger RNA, 2918 nt
Organism: Ficedula albicollis (Collared flycatcher)
Lineage: Eukaryota; Metazoa; Chordata; Aves; Passeriformes; Muscicapidae
Gene: IL21R
Product: interleukin 21 receptor
Exons: 10
Coding region: 280-2070 (596 amino acids)
Biological process (GO): immunoglobulin mediated immune response; cytokine-mediated signaling pathway
Cellular component (GO): external side of plasma membrane
Molecular function (GO): protein binding; cytokine receptor activity
Source: RefSeq, a predicted model, not a curated record
GAUGGAGGUGAGGAUCUUGCCAUAAACAGCUGUGUGCCUGCAGCAGAAUUCUGCUCUUGGUGCAUCCCCACUUGCAGAGAUCUAGCACAAGCUGAUAGGCGUUGCCUCUGAGGGGGUGAGUUUCUGCCAUGAAAGGAGCAGGGAGCUCUGCCAGCACUGCCAGCUCAGCAUAUGUCCGGUGGUUUCCUAAGAGAAGACACAAGCCUCAGUGCAAUCUCCUCCAUGUGAGCAGGACACACACGGCCACAGCUCUGUGAAGGACAUCCAGUGAGAACCACUAUGAGGAACAAACAAUGGCUCCAGAAUAUUUUCUUCUGCCUUUUAUUCCAGUACACACUGUGUUGUGAAGGCCUCACUUGUUUUGUGGACUAUGUCCAGACGCUGUCGUGCAUCCUGCGAGAGGAGCUGGGUGCUGGUUCCUACACUCUCACUGCCACAUGGUUUCCUGAGGAAGAUCCAGAAAAUACUGUGGCUUCCUGCAGCCUCCUGCAAUUGUCAAGGAAUGCCAGUCACGCACAAUACAUGUGCACUGUGGACAUGACUGAAUUCCUGGCAGAUACCAAAGUCCAGGUGGAUGUUACAGAGACUGAUAGGCAGCACAUGCUUUCCAAAGACUUUUAUUUGUCACAUAACAUAAAACCACAGCCUCCAUUCAACCUGACCGCUUUGUUCUCAGAGGGUUACAACAUUUCUUGGGAAACCAUCUACCAGAACUCUUCCUUCGACUUUUUGAAUGAGGAGCUGCAAUAUCAGCUGCGUUACAAAAGAAGAACUGACACCUGGGAGGCUCAGAAGACUAAAGCCGUUCAUGAGGACAAACGGACGCUGCUGAUCCUGCCGUGGGAGCUCCAGGCAGACACCGAGUACGAGUUCCAAGUGAGAGCCAGGCCCCGGGAGGGCAGUGGCUACGGAGGCUUUUGGAGUGAAUGGAGCUCUCCGCUGUCAUUGAAAACCAGACCUGCAGCAGUGACACAGACAGCAGGCAUGGAAUGGCUGUUACUGUUCGGUAUUGUCGUGGCAAUUGUGGCCUCAAUCACAACAUUUCUGGCCAAACAGCAGAGCUUGUGGAAGAAGAUGGCUUGCAUCCCAGACCCUGCUCCCUUUUUCAAACCUCUUUACAUGGCUCAUAAUGGAGAUUUUAAGAAGUGGGUUGGUGCAUCCCAUAUGAAAAUGACCUUUGAUUUCUUUGAAUGGGGAAUAGUCCUUCCAGAAGUCCUCGAAGUUUACACCAUGCAUCCUUCCAACAGCACCCCACAGGAAGAGCUGCAUGAGCUGGGAAAGACUCUGCCUGGCAAGCCCUGUGCAUCUUGCCUGAGUGGCCCAGGGCAGAGCAGCCGGUCCCUGGGGUGCAGCGUGAACAGCAGUGGAGGGGCUGAGGACCAGUCCUACGGGCACUUGUCAAUUGAGACAGUGACUGUGGCUGAUGAAUUCACAUCUUGUAAGUGCCAGUGCUGCAGCUGUACCCAUGGGGACAGGGAACACAAGCACACCAACAAGGAGGAUGAUGGUGCUGGAGAACCCGGUUACCCCAAGGUUAACAUCGAUGAAGAAGACAGAAAGAUGUGCAGUGACUUGCAUUUGGCUGACCUGAGUGCACAGGACAAAAUACUUGCUUCAGGUUCUGUGUCCACAGACCUCCUGAGGAGCACAAGUGUCCCAGUCAACCAGCAAGGAGAAAGGAGAGUGGAAGGAGGGGUGGGGAGCAUCCUAGAAGCCCUUUGCUUGCAGCCUUAUCAGUGGGAUUUGGAAAAUCCAGGUUCUCUACCUUCUCCUGAUGGUGAAAGUGUUUCUUACAGUGAAGGCUCCUAUGACUUCUUCCCUCACAAUAUAAGGCCUGGUGACAGUUGUCCUUUGAUCUGUGUAGAUUUGGACACUAUUGACAGUGGCUUUGUGGACUCAGACUGUGGAAGUCCAGUUGACUCUGAAUUUGGGCAAAACAGUCAGACCAUUUGUGGAGCCAUCCCUCCUGAGCAGGAGGGGCAAGACUUUCCCCGGAGCUACGUCAAGCAGUGGGUCUCCUGUCGCUCUGAGAGCCCUGUCAGUGGGACACAGACAAACCAAGGACUUUGAUGUUGCCUGGAUGAGUGUGGGGCCUUUUCCAUAGUGUGCCAGGAGCAAAGUGUUAGCAAAAUUCAGAAGAGAAAUGAAGUUUUCUUUGUGUGAGCUUUAUUGCAUAAACUGACACCUGUUAGGUCCACAGAAAUAUCCUGUUUCUAUUCCCGUUUAUCCUAUUAAUGUAUCAAAUUUGUUGUGAUUGAUUGCUCCUGAAUUUUGUUGGGUUUUGGGGUUUUUUAGAAUCAUAGAUCAACCCUUCCUUGAAAUCAGAAAAACAUCAGAAAAAAACUGUACCUUGAAAAUUAUCCUUUGGCUUACGUAGAUAUGCAAAAUUUUUUUGCAACAACCUUAUAAAGAGGACAGAACUGUAAGUUAUUUUCCCUGAUAUGCUCACAUGUCCUGGGAGUUUGGCUGCACACAGAACCUUAGAAUCAUGACCCAUGGCAAGCAUGUUUGCUACAUAAAAGUUCCCCUACUCUUUCCAAACAGCAUGUGAUGUUACUUUUCCUUCUACUGGCUUUGGCUCUUUAAACUCAGCUGUACUACUUUGUUAGUUACAGAGGGUUCCAGACCUGUCCAUGGGGAUCAAAACUAAUUCUUAUGUAAUCAUCACAGAAAUGUGUGUACCAGAGACUAAGCACAACUCAGGUUUCAGAAAGACUUUCCAGGUGGAGUCCACAAAUGAAACGUCUUCAAAAUACAUAUAAUUCUAAACAAACUGUCACUACUGGGCUUUUCUAUUGAGUCAGACUCCCUCCCUGCACUUUUCAAGCAUAUUAAUUGAGCAGCUUUUAGAAUUUUGCCAUAGUUAUCAAAAAGUUGUCCUACCUGGAUAUGCCUGCCACUUCUGCCUUGGACUUGCU